AUGCCAGAAGAUGUUAAUACAACUGAACAAUUCGACCCUGUUGGAGAAAAUUCAGAUGAAAAAGAGAAUAACUUGAACCAAGUUGAAUUUGUACUAUCACAAGUCUUGAUGCUUAAUGCUGCUUCCAGUAAAGUUGUGAAACAGUCCAUGGAAAAAG
Molecule: messenger RNA, 157 nt
Organism: Cetraspora pellucida
Lineage: Eukaryota; Fungi; Glomeromycota; Glomeromycetes; Diversisporales; Gigasporaceae
Source: the annotation of a GenBank genome assembly